AUGGCGGUGCAAAAUAUGAUUACAAAUGGUUGCAGACGCCGUAUUGGAAAUGGGCUUGAUACACGAAUUGGCACUGACCCAUGGCUGCAUGACAAUGACAACCCCUAUGUCCGGACAUUGUUGCUUGAAACGAUUUGUGAGGCUCCGGUUUCAUCACUGAUGAAUAUGCAAGUUUACGAAAACCCAAAGAUGAUUGGAUCUAGCACUGGGAUCAUAACGGGGAGUACACGGUUAAAUCAGCUUACAGGCAUCUUACUAUGGUGGCGAAUGACGGACGACCUUGGUCUAAAAUAUGGAAUCUCCAUGUCCCACCAAAGGGGAGAAGAUGAAAGUGCGCUCCAUCUUUUUGCUAAAUGCCCUGAAGCUAUUAACAUCUGGAAUAAGUUGGGUGUGCCACAAACUUUUGAUGUCCAGAAUGUUAGUAACUGGUUCUUUAAUUAUAUUAAUGUGUUGAAGGGUGAUUUGGUAGCUAAAUUUGUUGUUAUUUGCUGGGCCAUUUGGAAUAGCAGAAAUGCAUAUGUUUGGAAGGGAUUAGCUGUUGACGUUGACCAUAUGCUAAGAAGUUCACUAGCUUUUCUUGAGAAGUGGAGGCAUGCAAAUCAUAUAGAUCACCCACGCUAUACUGGCAUAAAUACGGUUGAGACGCACUGGUGUAGACCGGAAAGAGGAAGGCUAAAAUUGAACACUGAUGUUGCGCUUCACCAUGAAAAUAAUCUGAUGGGUUUAGGGUGGGUUCUGCGUGACGAUGACGGGCGUUUUCUAGCAUCAAAAAAUGUAUGCAUGCCGGGAAGAUUUACAGUUACUGAAGCUGAAGCUUUUAGCCUCAGGGAAGCUCUCAGUUGGUUAAAAGAUUCUGGUAUGGGCUCUGUUGAUGUUGAAAUGGACUCCCAAAUAGUUUAUAACGCUUUACAUAAACCUUCAUUUAUUUCUGCUUUUGGUAUGUUAGUUGAUGACGUAAAAGAAUUAGCAUCCAUGAUUUAUGAUGUUAAUUUUCGUUUCGUUAAACGAUCUGCGAAUUGUGCCGCCCACACUGUUGCAAGGGAGGCCUUUUCAGUGUCAGGUUAUAGGGAGUGGUUGGAUACUCCUCCUUUAUUUCUUGUAAGUUGUCUUGCAAGUGAUUUAAUGAACUAA
Messenger RNA from Ipomoea triloba (trilobed morning glory), 1131 nucleotides. RefSeq lists its product as uncharacterized. Gene Ontology annotation, molecular function: RNA-DNA hybrid ribonuclease activity; nucleic acid binding. The transcript is spliced from 3 exons. Bases 1 to 1131 code for a protein of 376 amino acids. Lineage: Eukaryota; Viridiplantae; Streptophyta; Magnoliopsida; Solanales; Convolvulaceae. The record is from RefSeq and is a predicted model, not a curated record.